This is a messenger RNA of Ramularia collo-cygni, 1875 nucleotides long. RefSeq lists its product as uncharacterized. The transcript has a single exon. The record is from RefSeq and is a predicted model, not a curated record. The coding region runs from base 1 to 1875 and encodes 624 amino acids. Lineage: Eukaryota; Fungi; Ascomycota; Dothideomycetes; Mycosphaerellales; Mycosphaerellaceae.
AUGUCGACACACAAUUUCAAGAACACUCAGAUCGAGCGCAUUGUUUCAAGUCUAAGAGCAGUCAAGGAGCACGAAGGAGAAGGUCGCAUCCUUCACGAUUCUUACACCAAAAAAAGAUACCGCGAACGCCGCCAUAUGUUCCUCAGCAAACAUCCCGACUUCAAAGAUGAUCUGAAGCGUCUCUCAAUUGUCGCACGCGAAGCCGAUCAAGUCUUUCACGAGCAAGCUGACGAGCUUUCGGUGGAGCAAGUCCGCCGCCGCGAGCUAGCGUGCGAGUUUGCAAUCCUACUUAAAUAUCCAACUUCCACCAACACAGACACGCUCGACGACUUCAGGAGCUACGGUACCAAGGAAUGGACUGCAGAAACUGGACAUCCUAUACCCGCACCUUUCACACCAUCACCACCGUCAUCGCCAAGAACAUUCGUUAAAGAGCCAAGCGUUGAGGACCUCGUCAUUCCCGAGCAGAAUCUCAUCCUCACUUCUGAAGCCCGCCAAUUCUUCUCAGGCGCGCGCAUUUCAGAAUCAAGUGCGGGUCGGACUACCAGACAAGCCCCACAAACAGUUUUCGCCGGUGCAGAUCCAGAAUAUUCCGGACAGCAAACAGCAACAAACACAUCAUCGCAGCAUCCAUUCAACAACAUAUUCACUCGCAACGCGACACUCCCCAUGUCGACCGCAAUGGAUGUCCCACGAAUCGCCCUGAAUGCUCCCGAAAAUCGAGAAACAUUGCGGAAAAUCAUCAGUGAUCUUGGAAAGACAGGAUUGUUGCCCUCCGAUGCGCCUUUGCAGUACCAGAUCCUAGCGCGGAAACAACAGCAGACUCCACAACAGCAGACUCCACAACAGCAGACUCCAGAACACCAGCAGCAAAACCGCCCACAGAUGCAAGUCAGCGCUGUCAAAGGCCGCGGUCUCACGACUCCCGUCAAGUUUCAAUCAAAUGCCGGCAAGAAGCGCACUGCGCCCGUGGACCUCGACGAAGCGGAUCCCGAGCCUGAUUCUUCCGAAGAAGUCCAGGCCACCACUCAGGAACCCGCCAAGCGUGGCCAACCUGCCGUGAAGAAGGCGAAAGUCACCGUCACCGUCACAGCAGGAGAGGACGCAGAGGUUCCUGCCCAAGAAGCUCGUCGUCCUGCCGAGAAGCAACCUCGAAACUUUUCACAAGCAGUUGAGGCUGCGGGUCCAGAGCUCCCUACCAAGCAACCUCGUCGUCAUGUCACAAAGCAACCUCGAGAAGUUCCAGCCACCAUUCCAGCAGCUCCCAAGCCCGCCAUUAAGAUCAAGCCCCAAGCUGCGCAGAACACCUCUUCAGUGGCAUCCACCGCGUCUGACAUGAUUGCCACAAGAGGUAGCCGCGCACGCCCCACCUCAGGCGGCAAAGCUCCACCCGAGCAAUCCGGCAGCGGAACUCCAGCAGAAGUCCCCAGACGCGCAAGCCACCCAGCAACCGUCUCCGGCGCGCGCAUUGCCAGAACCAAGACCGAAGCAUCAGAAGCCGCCACCGAGCGUYAACAGGCUCUCUAUACCGAGCUCAUCAGCAGAAAGCCUAACGCUCGCCACCCAGAUCUCGGACCCGAGUUCUUCAACAUCAACAACUUCACAGCCGACGAGCAGGAUCCUGACGGUGGUCCCGUUCGCUGUGUCUGUGGCGUCACUACCGAUGAUGGCAAGUACGCCGGCGAUUGGAUCGGCUGCGAUAAGGGGGAGUGCCACGUCUGGCAGCAUGUCGAGUGCAUGGGCGAUGCUGUCCCGCCCGCGGCCAAGCGCGAGACGAGCAAGUACCUGUGUCAGCAGUGUGAUCCAUGGGCCCAUCGCAAGUUGAUUGCGAAGUUGAGACGCGAGAACCCGAUUCCUGGAGUGGCUGGCGGCUGA